GCAAACAGUGGCCGGAGGAAGUGCCGGCAGCCAGCAUGGGGGGCGAGGAGCCCGAGCCAGACUUCGAGAGCGCCCCCGAGACGGACCCCCGGGCUCGGCUGCUGGGGGCGCGCGUGGCAAGCAGCCUGCGCGUGGAGCCCGAGCGCUGGGAGCGUUGCGCGGGGAGCUCCGAAGCGCGGCCGCUCCUGCGCGCUUUCCUCGACGGCGACCCGGCCAAGCGGCUGCUGCUCGUCACGCCGGGCGCAGGGGGCCAGUUGGCGCUGGCCGACCGGCUGGCUCCGGCGCCCGGCACCGGGCGCUCUGGCAAGGGGGUCUUCCUGCUGCGCCUCGCCCCCGGGCCGCUGCGCUCCCCGCCGGCUCCCGGGCACCUGCUCUAUGGGGACCUGUCCUCCGUGCCCCUGGAGCACCUCGCUGCCCUCGUGGAGGAGGUAGUGGUGCCACUCUUGGGGAACCAGAAAAACCAUCCCAGCUGGCCCCAUGUGGUGUCACAGGAUAUCGUCCACCACAUCUGCAAUCUGAAAAGUAGUGUUUUUGUAGUUAUUGGACAAAUUAAAGGCAAGACUUUGCUGCCGCUCCCUACUGACCCUGAAAGAGACUCGUAUAUAGAUUCUGACAAUGAGAAAACCACUGAACUUGUGGAUAAAUCUAUUGUCCAUGCAAUUGAAUCAGCUGUCAUUGAAUGGACCCACCAGAUUCAGGGAGUUCUAAAGAGAGAGUCUUCAGAACCACUUUUGCAAGGCCAAGAUCCUAGUCCAAAGGUGGAGCUGGCUUUCUGGAAAAGCAGAUUUGAAGAUCUGCAGUGCAUUUACAGCCAGCUGAAAACCAGAAGGGUUUUGACCAUGAUGGAGCUUCUUGACAGAGUGCAGAGCACCUACUUUCCAGCAUUCAGGUCAAUUUUCAGAGAUGUAGAAGCAGCUUUGGUUGAGGCCCACGAUAUAAAUGCGCACCUAAAGCCCCUAGAGCGCCCUCUAGAGGAAAUAGAAAAUGUGGAAUUCAACGAGUUGAAGCCAUUACUAAACCGAGUGCUUCAUGUGGUGUGCUUAAUCUGGGCCACGUCCAAAUAUUACAGCACACCUGCAAGGAUAAUUGUGCUGCUUCAGGAAAUCUGCAACCUCCUCAUUCAGCAGGCUAGGACUUACCUCAAUGCAGAAGAUCUGCUUAAAGCAGAAACUGAAGAAAGUCUGAGCAAAGUGCAGACAACUUUUGAUAUUUUCAACUAUUUCAAGCAGACCUUCGAGGAAAGAAGAGACAAUCUUACCACUUACUUUCAGCCAGGCCUAGAGGCAAAGGAGUGGGAUUUCCCUUCUGUAAUGGUUUUUGCACGAUUGGAUAAUUUUCUAGAGAGGCUCCACGUGGUAAAUGACCUUCUGGUGACUGCGUUGGACCUAGAGAAAUUGGAGAAGCUUGAAUUCAGUGGCAUAAAAGGGAAACCUCUGAGCCAGCAAGUCCUGAGCAUGUAUGAAGAGUUCCAAGAGGUUUAUAAAGUGUUUUCAGAUCGUACAUAUGACUGCUUGGAUGUGGCCAACAUGGAAUUUGAAGAUGAUGUGUGUGACUUCAAGGAGAAAGUGGAAGAUAUGGAUCGGAGGCUAGGGACUGCUUUUGCCCAGGCUUUCGAUGAUGCAGCUAGCAUAGAGCACGCAUUCAAGCUGAUAGACAUAUUUGGGAGUCUAUUGGAACGGCCAUUGAUAGCAGCAGAUGCCUGUGCAAAAUAUCCUCUCCUCAUCACAAUGUUCGACAGAGACCUGGACGAUGCUAAACUGAUCUACCUGAAACAUAUUCAGGAGGAGCUGGAACUAGGUUGUCCUACAGUGCACAGGAAUAUGCCAUUGGUUGCUGGAGGAAUUCGCUGGGCUCAAGAAUUAAAAGACAGGAUCCAGAUCCCAUUUAGUAAUUUCAGGCAUGUCACCCACUUUUGCCUAGACUCUUCUGAAGGCAAAAGAAUGGUGCAGAAGUAUGAAGACCUGAUGGAGAUGCUAGAAAAAUACCAAGAGAAGCUUUAUAAGGAGUGGUUCCAAACCGUGUCUGAAAAAUCGCAGUAUAACCUCACUCGACCGAUCAUCAGAAGGCAUUCGGAAAGUAAGCUGAUUGCUGUCAAUUUUGACCCUCAGCUGGUGUCAGUUUUGCGAGAAGUGAGUUACCUUGGGCCAAGCCAGACUGGGAAGAUACCAGAGGCAGCAGCAGAAAUCUUUUCUUCCAAGGAGUCCUUCCGGAAGCUGGUAGCCAACCUAGACUUGAUGGUCACCUGGUACAAUAAAAUCCUGCUCACAGUCCUGGAGGUGGAAUACCCCCUUGUACAGGACCAGUUGCAGGAGAUUGAUAUUCAGUUGAGAGAGGCAGAAGAAACAUUGAACUGGAAAACAGAAGGGCUUUGGGAACAUGUUUCACGACUAGUUCACAGUGUGCAAGAUCUUGAGCAAAGAAUCCAGAAAACCAAGGAUAACAUUGAGGAACUUCAGAAUAUCAUGAAAACUUGGGUCUUCCCAGUUUUUGAAAGAAAAGAUGGAAAGAAAGAAUCUCUGCUGUACUUAGAUGGUCGACAUGAACGACUGGACAAACACUAUCGACUCAUCACAGAUUCGGGGCAUAAGAUCCAUUUACUAAUCAAGGAAAACUUGAGACUAUUUGCAGCAGAUCCAACUUCUGAUAUUUGGAAAGCUUAUUUGGAGCAUGUGGAUGAGAUUGUCCUUGAUGGAUUCUUUAAUGUCAUUGAAUGUUCACUGAAGUAUCUUUUGGAAAACACAGAUUCCAAGGCAGGCCUUGCUCCCCUCUUCAAAGUGCAGCUGGAUUUGUCUGUUCCAGAGAUGAUAUUCCGCCCUUCCUUGGAUGCUGGUGCCUGUGAUGGUUUUUAUGAUUUGGUCGAGGCUCUUGUCAAUGAUAUAUAUCGAGUGUCUUCCCUGGUUCCCAGGCUUGCAGACCACAGCACUUUCUCCCAUUACCAGGAUGACAUGGAGGAGAUGUCUGAUCUUGCUGACAUGCGCCACAUCCUAAUGGAUCGCAUCCGGAAGAUGAUGUCAACUUGUUGUGACUACCGCAGCUCUUUUGACCACUACUCAUAUCUCUACGUGGAUGACAGGAAAGAAUUCAUGCGCCAGUUCCUGUUGUACAGCCAUGUCCUCACUGCAGAGGAGAUAGAGGCCCAUGCUGAGGAUGGCGUCCCAGAAAGCCCUCCUACACUGCAGCAGUUCAAAGAGCAGAUAGACUCUUAUGAGAAGGUCUAUGAGGAAGUAAGAUGCCUGGAGCCAGUCACUGUAUUUGACAGCUGGAUGAAAGUUGAUGCCCACCCCUUCAAGUUGUCCCUUCUGAGUAUAAUUAAGAACUGGAGCUUUAUGUUCAAGCAGCACCUCAUUGAUCAUGUGACUCACAGUUUGGCUGACCUUGAAGAGUUCGUAAAAGUUGCUGAGAUUGGUUUGAGCAAAAUGGUGGAGAGUGGAGAUUAUGAGGGCUUGGUGGAAGUUAUGGGCCACCUAUUGGCUGUUAAAGAUAGACAGACCAGCACUGAUGAGAUGUUUGAGCCCUUGAAACAAACAAUUGAAUUGCUGAAGAUCUAUGAGCAAGAAUUGCCAGGGGAAGUCUAUAAGCAGCUGGAGGAGCUGCCAGAAAAAUGGAGCCAUGUGAAGAAGCUGGCAAUAACUAUGAAGCAUCAUGUAGCUCCUUUGCAGGGAAAUGAAGUGACGGUUCUCCGCAAGAAGUGUGCUGUGUUUGAUGUGGAGCAACAUAAAUUCAGGGAACGAUUUCACCAACAGGCACCGUUCAGGUUUGACACAACAAAUCCCUACCAAAUGCUGGAUGCAUCCCACACAGAGCUUAUGCAGAUGGAAGUUACCAUGACCUCGAUUUAUGAUGCAGCUGAUUUGUUUGAAGUCAGUGUUCCAGAAUACAAACAGCUCAAGCAGUGCCGAAGGGAAGUGCGUAUUCUUAAAGAACUCUGGGAUAUGAUCUCCAUAGUGCUCUCUAGCAUGAAUGACUGGGAGACUACGAAAUGGAGAGAGAUUAACAUUGAAAACAUGGAGCUGGAGUGCAAGAAGUUCGCCAAAGACACGCGGAGCCUGGAUAAGGAAAUGAGGGCCUGGGAUGCUUUCUCCGGGUUGGACAACAAAGUGAAAAACAUCCUGACAUCUCUGAGGGCUGUGUCAGAACUGCAGAAUCCGGCCAUCCGAGAGAGGCAUUGGAACCAGCUGAUGCAAGCCACAGGUGUGCAGUUCACCAUGGAUGCAGACACCACCCUGGCAGACCUGCUUAAACUCAACCUGCAUAACUUUGAGGAUGAGGUGAGAAGCAUAGUGGACAAAGCAGUUAAAGAAAUGAGCAUGGAGAAGGUUGUGAAAGAGCUGAAGACAACCUGGGCCAGCAUGGAAUUCCAAUACGAACCUCACCCCCGCACAAAUGUCCCCCUGCUGAAAUCUGACGAGGAGCUCAUUGAGACCCUUGAAGACAACCAAGUCCAGCUGCAGAACCUGAUGACAUCCAAAUACAUUGCUUUCUUCUUAGAGGAAGUGUCUUUCUGGCAGAGAAAGUUGUCUACGGCAGACUCCGUCAUUUCCAUCUGGUUUGAGGUUCAGCGGACUUGGUCUCACUUGGAAAGCAUAUUCAUUGGAUCGGAAGAUAUCCGGGCACAACUUCCGGAGCAUUCCAAGCGUUUUGAAGGAAUUGAUGUUGAUUUCAAAGAGCUGGCAUAUGAUGCUGAAAGAACCCCAAAUGUAGUGGAAGCAACCAACAAGCCUGGCCUUUAUGAGCAACUGGAAGAUAUCCAAAGCAGGUUGUCUUUGUGUGAGAAAGCUUUGGCGGAGUAUUUGGACACCAAGCGGUUGGCAUUUCCUAGGUUUUACUUUAUUUCCUCUGCCGACUUACUGGAUAUUCUUUCGAAUGGCACCAACCCACAGCUGGUCCAGCGACAUCUUUCAAAACUCUUUGAUAAUAUGGCCAAGAUGAAAUUUCAGGUGGAUUCAGACCAAAGUUCGACCAAGCUGGGCUUAGGGAUGUACAGCAAAGAGGAAGAAUAUGUUAACUUCAGCGAGCCAUGUGACUGCAGUGGGCAGGUGGAGAGCUGGCUGAACCGUGUGUUGGACCACAUGCGGGCCACUGUGAGACACGAGAUGACAGAGGCUGUGAUGGCUUAUGAGGAAAAGGCAAGGGAACAGUGGCUUUUUGACUACCCAGCACAGGUGGCACUCACCUGUACUCAGAUUUGGUGGACCACAGAGGUUGGGAUUGCUUUUGCCAGGCUGGAAGAAGGCUAUGAGAAUGCCAUGAAGGAGUACUACAAGAAGCAAGUGACCCAGCUGAACACCCUCAUCACCAUGCUCAUAGGGCAUCUCUCAAAGGGCGACAGGCAGAAGAUUAUGACCAUCUGCACCAUUGAUGUGCAUGCUCGAGAUGUGGUGGCCAAGAUGAUUGCUCAGAAGGUGGACAAUGCACAGGUGUUUCUUUGGCUGUCUCAACUCCGACACAGGUGGGCAGAUGAGGAGAAGCACUGUUAUGCAAACAUUUGUGAUGCACAGUUUCUGUAUUCCUAUGAAUACCUUGGGAACACACCCCGCCUGGUCAUCACUCCUCUGACAGACAGAUGCUACAUCACCCUCACCCAGUCCUUGCAUCUAACUAUGAGUGGGGCUCCUGCAGGGCCAGCUGGCACUGGGAAGACAGAGACUACUAAGGAUCUUGGGCGAGCUCUUGGCAUCAUGGUGUAUGUGUUCAACUGUUCAGAGCAAAUGGACUACAAGUCCUGUGGGAACAUUUACAAAGGCCUUUCCCAGACUGGUGCUUGGGGCUGUUUUGAUGAGUUUAACAGAAUUUCUGUUGAAGUCUUGUCAGUGGUGGCUGUACAGGUGAAAAGCAUACAGGAUGCCAUAAGGGACAAAAAGCAGAAUUUUAAUUUCCUUGGCGAAGACAUUAGACUAGUUCCUUCUGUUGGCAUUUUCAUCACCAUGAAUCCUGGCUAUGCCGGUCGUACGGAGCUGCCUGAGAAUUUGAAAGCUCUUUUCAGGCCCUGUGCAAUGGUUGUGCCAGACUUCGAGCUGAUCUGUGAAAUUAUGCUGGUGGCAGAAGGAUUCAUAGAGGCCCGGCUGUUAGCUAGGAAGUUCAUCACCCUUUACCAGUUAUGCAAAGAACUGCUGUCAAAGCAGGAUCACUAUGACUGGGGCUUACGUGCAAUUAAGUCAGUCCUGGUUGUUGCUGGAUCUCUCAAGAGAGGAGACCCAGACCGCCCUGAAGACCAGGUGCUGAUGCGCUCUCUUCGGGACUUCAACAUCCCUAAGAUUGUGACGGAUGACAUGCCAGUGUUCAUGGGUCUGAUUGGGGACCUCUUUCCUGCUUUGGAUGUUCCAAGAAAGCGAGAUCUCAGUUUCGAAUCUUUCGUGAAGCAAGCUGUGCUGGAACUCAAGUUGCAACCAGAGGACAACUUUGUGCUCAAAGUGGUGCAGCUGGAAGAGCUCCUGGCAGUUCGGCACUCUGUCUUUGUGGUGGGAAAUGCAGGUACAGGCAAGUCACAGGUGCUGAAAUCUCUCAACAAGACCUAUCACAUCAUGAAGCGGCGGCCUGUUUGGACGGACCUCAAUCCGAAGGCGGUUACCAAUGAUGAACUCUUUGGCAUCAUUAAUCCUGCUACAAGAGAGUGGAAGGAUGGAUUGUUCUCAUCAAUUAUGCGAGACCUGGCUAAUAUUAUACAUGAUGGCCCCAAAUGGAUUGUGCUGGAUGGUGAUAUUGAUCCGAUGUGGAUUGAGUCUCUUAAUACUGUCAUGGAUGAUAAUAAGGUGCUGACACUAGCAAGCAAUGAAAGGAUUCCUCUCAAUCCCACCAUGAGGCUGCUGUUUGAAAUCAGUCACCUGCGGACUGCCACUCCUGCCACUGUCUCUAGAGCAGGGAUCCUUUACAUCAAUCCAGCUGAUCUGGGCUGGAAUCCACCCGUGAGUAGCUGGAUUGACAGACGAGAAAUCCAGUCAGAGCGAGCUAACCUGACCAUUUUGUUUGACAAGUAUCUGCCAGUUUGUUUGGACACUCUUAGAACCAGAUUUAAGAAGAUUAUUCCAGUUCCUGAGCAGAGCAUGGUUCAGAUGUUGUGUUACCUCCUUGAAUGCCUCCUCACCAAGGAAAACACUCCUCCGGAUUGCCCCAAAGAACUCUACGAACUGUAUUUUGUAUUUGCUGCUAUCUGGGCCUUUGGUGGGUCUAUGUUCCAAGACCAGCUUGUAGACUACAGGGUCGAAUUUAGUAAAUGGUGGGUGACAGAGUUCAAGACCAUCAAGUUUCCUUCCCAUGGAACAGUCUUUGACUUUUACAUUGACCCAGAAACAAAGAAAUUUGAGCAUUGGUCCAAGCUCAUCCCCAAAUUUGACUUUGAUCCAGAAAUGCCAUUACAGGCCUGCCUGGUACACACCACUGAGACCAUCCGGGUGCGUUACUUCAUGGAUCAGCUCUUGGAGAAACGCAGACCAGUCAUGCUGGUGGGAAAUGCAGGCACAGGGAAGUCUGUGAUUGUAGGAGAUAAACUGUCUCUGCUGGAUUCCGAGGAGUACCUGGUGAAGAACGUUCCUUUUAAUUACUACACCACGUCUGCCAUGCUGCAAGCUGUUCUUGAGAAGCCGCUGGAUAAAAAGGCAGGAAGGAAUUACGGCCCUCCUGGCACCAAGAAGCUUAUCUACUUCAUUGAUGACAUGAAUAUGCCUGAAGUAGACACUUAUGGAACAGUCCAGCCUCAUACACUGAUUCGGCAACAUCUGGACUAUGGGCACUGGUAUGACAGAAACAAGCUGUCCCUGAAGGAGAUCAUGAAUGUGCAGUACGUGUCGUGCAUGAAUCCCACAGCAGGCAGCUUCACUAUCAACCCACGCUUGCAGCGCCACUUCAGUGUGUUUGCCCUCUCAUUCCCUGGGUCAGAUGCUCUGUCCACAAUUUACAGCACCAUCCUAACUCAGCACCUGAAACGGGGGAACUUCUCUGUGGCUUUACAGAAAUCAUCACAGCAGUUAAUAAGCCUGGCUCUUGCCCUGCACGUGAAAGUGGCGGCAACAUUCCUGCCAACAGCUAUCAAAUUUCAUUACAACUUCAACCUGAGAGAUUUGUCCAAUGUCUUCCAGGGUAUUCUGUUUUCAACUCCUGAGUGUUUGAAGGCUCCCCAUGACUUAGUAAAGCUGUACUUGCAUGAAUCCAGCCGUGUUUACCGGGAUAAGAUGGUUGAUGAAAAGGACUUUGUCCUCUUUGAUAAACUGCAGACAGAGACGGUGAAGAAGUUCUAUGAUGAAAUAGAGGACACCUUGGAACAGGCUAGGAAGAUGAACAUGUUUUGCCAUUUUGUAAAAGGCAUUGGAGAGCCCAAGUACAUGCCUGUUCAGAGCUGGGAAUCACUUAAUCAGAUUCUGGUGGAAGCCUUAGAGAAUCACAAUGAGGUCAACUCUACUAUGAACCUGGUGCUGUUUGAAGAUGCCAUGUGCCAUGUCUGCCGUAUCAGUCGUAUCCUGGAAUCUCCCAGAGGUAAUGCGCUACUGGUUGGUGUGGGAGGAAGUGGCAAGCAGAGCCUGACGAGAUUGGCAGCUUUCAUUAGCUCACUGGAGGUUUUCCAAAUCACCUUGAGGAAAGGCUAUGGGAUUCCUGACCUGAAGGCAGACCUGGCAGCACAGUACAUUACAGCAGGUCUAAAGAAUGUUGGUACCGUCUUCCUCAUGACGGACGCUCAAGUGGCCGAUGAGAGGUUUUUAGUUUUGGUAAAUGACUUGCUUGCUUCAGGAGAAGUUCCUGAUCUUUUUCCUGAUGAUGAAGUUGAAAAUAUCAUUGGUAAUAUGAGGAAUGAAGUAAAAGCCCAAGGAUUGAUGGACACCAGGGAGGCCUGUUGGAAAUUCUUUAUUGAUAGAGUUAGACGGCAGCUCAAGGUUGCUCUUUGCUUUUCCCCAGUGGGGAACAAGCUGAGAGUUCGUAGUCGGAAGUUCCCAGCCAUUGUUAACUGUACAGCAAUAGAUUGGUUCCAUGAGUGGCCCCGAGAAGCUCUGGAGUCAGUCAGCCUGCGCUUCUUGCAAGGGACAGAAACUAUUGAGGCUUCAGUGAAGGAAUCCAUAAGCAAGUUCAUGGCUUAUGUGCACACCAGCGUUAAUGAAAUGUCCCGUUCUUACCUGAGUAAUGAACGCCGUUAUAACUACACCACCCCCAAGUCAUUCUUGGAACAGAUUAAGCUCUAUCAGAAUUUGCUGCUUAAAAAGGAGAAAGAACUGACAGCAAAAAUGGAGCGGCUAGAGAACGGUCUGCAGAAGCUUAGCAGCACAUCUGCACAGGUAGAUGAUUUAAAGGCAAAGUUGGCAGCUCAGGAGGUGGAGCUGAAGCAGAAGAAUGAAGAUGCAGACAAACUGAUCCAGGUGGUGGGCAUCGAGACAGAGAAAGUCAGCAAGGAGAAAGCUAUUGCUGACGAGGAGGAGCAGAAGGUAGCCCUGAUCACGGAGGAGGUGCAGCAGAAGCAGAAGGACUGUGAGGAGGACUUGGCAAAAGCUGAACCAGCCCUUGCAGCUGCCCAGGAAGCCCUCAACACACUCAAUAGGACCAAUCUGACAGAACUGAAGUCGUUUGGAUCGCCGCCUUCCGCUGUCAGCAAUGUCACUGCUGCCGUGAUGGUACUCAUGGCUCCUGGCGGGAAGGUGCCCAAGGACAGGACCUGGAAAGCAGCCAAAGUGUCCAUGGCAAAAGUGGAUGGCUUCCUGGAUUCCUUGAUCCACUUCAACAAAGAGAAUAUACAUGAGAACUGCCUCAGAGCCCUUCAGCCCUAUCUGCAGGACCCCGAGUUCAAGCCUGAGCUGGUGACGUCUAAGUCUUAUGCAGCUGCUGGCCUCUGCUCCUGGGUCAUCAACAUAGUGCACUUCCAUGAAGUGUACUGCGACGUGGAGCCCAAGCGGCAGGCUCUCAACAAAGCUAAUGCCGAGCUUGCUGCUGCCCAGGAAAAGCUGGCUAGCAUCAAGGCCAAAAUUGCACACCUUAACGAGAACCUGGCUAGGCUUACAGCCAAAUUUGAGAAGGCCACAGCAGAGAAGCUAAAAUGUCAACAGGAAGCCGAAGCCACAGCGAAGACCAUCUCCCUUGCAAAUCGCCUGGUUGGGGGCCUAGCCUCUGAAAAUGUGAGGUGGGCUGAAUCAGUGAAAGACUUCAAGCAGCAAGAGAGUGCACUGUGUGGAGAUGUCUUAUUGAUAACUGCAUUUGUCUCUUACUUGGGUUACUUCAGCAAGAAAUAUAGGCAGGACCUAAUGGACAGCGUAUGGAAACCAUACUUGCGCCAGCUAAAAGUUGCAAUCCCCGUGACUCCCUCUUUGGAUCCUCUGAUGAUGCUGACUGAUGAUGCUGACAUAGCAGCCUGGCAGAAUGAAGGGCUACCGGCUGACCGCAUGUCCACUGAAAAUGCCACAAUCCUCAGCAACUGCGAGCGCUGGCCGCUCAUGGUUGACCCCCAGCUCCAGGGCAUCAAGUGGAUCAAAACCAAGUAUGGUGAAGCUCUCCGAGUGACCCGGAUUGGGCAGAAAGGGUAUCUGGAUAUGAUAGAGCAGGCUCUUGCUGCUGGUGAAGUUGUUCUGAUUGAGAACUUGGAAGAAUCUGUUGACCCAGUUCUAGGUCCAUUGCUUGGCCGUGAGACAAUUAAAAAAGGAAGGUACAUUAAAAUUGGAGAUAAAGAGUGUGAGUUCAACCCCAAUUUCCGUCUGAUUCUCCACACCAAGCUUGCAAACCCCCAUUACCAGCCAGAAAUGCAAGCACAGUGCACCCUCAUCAACUUCACCGUGACUCGGGAUGGCCUGGAAGACCAGUUGCUGGCAGCAGUUGUCAGUAUGGAGAGGCCUGACCUGGAAGAACUAAAGUCUGAUCUCACAAAGCAGCAGAAUGGAUUCAAAAUAACUUUGAAAACUUUGGAAGACAACUUGCUGUCCCGCCUCUCUUCUGCCUCAGGGAACUUCCUAGGGGAUACAGCUCUAGUGGAAAAUCUAGAAGUCACCAAACAGACAGCUGCAGAAAUAGAAGAAAAGGUCCAGGAAUCGAAGGUGACAGAAACAAAGAUUAAUGAGGCAAGGGAGCAUUACCGUCCUGCAGCAGCUCGUGCCUCCUUGCUGUACUUUAUCAUGAAUGACCUCAAUACCAUUCAUCCCAUGUACCAGUUUUCCCUGAAGGCAUUCAGUGUUGUCUUUCAGAAAGCUGUUGCAAGAGCCUCGCCAGAUGAAAACCUAAAAGAGCGAGUAGCCAACCUUAUUGAUAGCAUCACCAGCUCUGUGUUCCAGUACACAACUCGGGGGCUGUUUGAAUGUGACAAACUGAUUUACACGGCCCAAGUCACUUUCCAGAUACUUCUGAUGAAUAAAGAAAUUAAUGCCACGGAACUUGACUUCCUGCUAAGAUAUCCAGCCCAGCCAGGAGUCACCAGUCCAGUAGACUUUUUGUCAAGUCAGUCGUGGGGUGGCAUCAAGGCACUGUCAUCCAUGGAACAAUUCCGCAACUUGGACCGGGAUAUUGAGGGUUCUGCCAAACGCUGGAAAAAGUUUGUGGAGUCUGAAUGCCCUGAAAAGGAAAAGUUUCCUCAGGAAUGGAAGAAUAAGUCUGCUUUGCAGCAGCUGUGUAUGAUGAGAGCCAUACGUCCUGACCGCAUGACAUACGCUGUCAGAGAUUUUGUGGAAGAAAAACUUGGGAAUAAAUACGUGGCAGGAAGAUCUCUGGAUUUUGCAACAUCAUUUGAGGAGUCUGGACCUGCAACCCCGAUGUUCUUUAUCCUCUCACCUGGAGUUGACCCCCUGAAGGAUGUAGAGAAGCAUGGGAAGAAACUUGGCUACACCUUUAACAACAGGAAUUUCCACAAUGUGUCGCUUGGACAAGGCCAGGAGGUAGUGGCUGAGAAAGCCUUGGACCUUGCUGCAGCAGAGGGACAUUGGGUUAUCUUGCAGAACAUCCACCUGGUGUCCAAGUGGCUGAGUUCCUUGGAGAAGAAGCUAGAGCAGCACAGUGAAGGCAGUCACCCUGCAUUUCGUGUCUUCAUUAGUGCAGAGCCUGCGGCUUCACCUGAAGGCCACAUCAUACCACAGGGCAUCCUCGAGAACUCCAUCAAAAUCACCAACGAGCCCCCAACAGGAAUGCAUGCCAAUCUCCACAAGGCUCUGGACAACUUCAACCAGGACACCCUGGAGAUGUGUACCCGUGAGAAUGAAUUCAAGAGCAUCCUUUUUUCCCUCUGCUACUUUCAUGCUGUGGUAGCUGAAAGACGCAAGUUUGGGCCGCAGGGCUGGAAUCGUUCAUACCCCUUUAACACUGGGGACUUGACCAUUUCAGUCAAUGUUCUGUACAAUUACUUGGAGGCUAGUUCAAAGGUUCCCUAUGACGAUUUACGAUACCUCCUUGGAGAGAUCAUGUAUGGAGGACACAUCACAGAUGACUGGGACAGACGUCUCUGCAAGACCUACUUGGAAGAGUUCAUCAAGCCUGAAAUGUUGGAGGGAGAAUUCUUGCUGGCCCCAGGAUUUCCCCUCCCAGGGAACAUGGAUUACAACAGCUAUCACCAGUAUAUAGACAAUACAUUGCCUGCCGAGUCUCCAUACCUUUAUGGCCUCCACCCCAAUGCAGAAAUUGGAUUCUUGACCCAAACCUCAGAAAAGCUCUUCCGCACUGUUUUGGAGCUGCAGCCCCGGGACACCAGCCUUGGAGAAGGUUCAGGGGCCACCCGGGAAGAGAAGGUGAAGGCACUGCUGGAUGAUAUCCUGGAGAAGCUAACUGAUGAGUUUAACAUUCCUGAGCUGAUGGCCAAGGUGGAAGAGAGGACACCAUACAUUGUUGUUGCAUUCCAGGAAUGUGAGCGUAUGAACGUCCUUACUACUGAAAUCAGGAGGUCGCUGCGAGAACUUGACCUGGGGCUCAAGGGUGAAUUAACCAUGACCAGUGAUAUGGAGAACUUACAGAAUGCCAUCUUCUUAGACACAGUACCUGAAUCAUGGACCAAGAGGGCUUAUCCUUCCAUGGCUGGACUAGGCAGCUGGUUUGCUGACCUUCUCAACCGCAUCAAGGAGCUGGAGACCUGGACUGGGGACUUCCUGCUACCAUCUGUGGUGUGGUUGGCAGGAUUCUUCAACCCACAGUCUUUCCUGACGGCCAUCAUGCAGUCCAUGGCCAGGAAGAACGAGUGGCCUCUAGACAAAAUGACCCUGCAGUGUGAUGUGACCAAGAGGAACCGUGAGGAGUUCAGCAGCCCCCCACGGGAAGGCGCAUAUGUUCAUGGCUUAUUUAUGGAAGGUGCACGCUGGGAUAUGCAGACAGGGUUGAUUGCUGAUGCCCGACUAAAGGACCUGACUCCAUCAAUGCCGAUUAUUUUCAUUAAAGCCAUCCCUGUCGACAAGCAAGAUGUCCGCAAUGUGUACCCAUGUCCUGUGUACAAAACCCGCCAACGGGGUCCAACCUAUGUCUGGACUUUUAACCUGAAGACUAAAGAGAAACCAUCCAAGUGGGUUUUAGCAGGGGUGGCACUGCUCCUGCAGAUUUAGACUCUUAAUUCACAUGCUCUUCUCCUAGCAGACACCCAUCAGAAAAGUCACCGUUUCCUGGUUGGAUGUUUUUUAAUAGCAUGAAGGAAUACUCAAUUCUGGUUCACAUGUGUGCUCAUCGUUCAAAGAGUGAUAUGGUGACAUAUAUAUGUAUGUGUGAGUCAUCUCAGAUCACACCUCAAGUUUAAUCGUUUUUAAAUUUGCCCUUCAAAUCAAAUUUACUGUGUGACUUAUGUACAAUAAAAAAUACAAGAACAAAUUGAACAAAAUUUUUGAACAGCUAGUAAACAGCAAAAAACAAUACCAAUCUGCUUAGCAUUAAAAGUUUUUAAAAGUAAUAGGAAACUAAAUAAAAAGUCUUUGCCCAGUGCUGAAGGGGCAACAACACAGGCAGCGGGUGAGCAUCCAUUCGGAGAACUAUCCAUGCAGACAGAGCACUAUCAGUGAGAAGGUCUCUCUUAGCUGCCACCUUCUGCGCUUUAUUUGGUGAGAGAGAGCGCCCCUGUCAGUGACUUCAGGUAAUAGUCAGGAUGUACCUAGUCAAUAAGCCGUGAAGGGUUAUGAAGGUACUUUGAAUUGUGGCUGGAAAUAACACAACUUUUGUACCCUCUCUAACCGUUACCACGAACUCAGAGUUUUCCCAUGAAACAAGCUCGCGUGGGAAGCUGCAAAUCAUCAAGUGUUGAGUAAUCAAGUAUUAUGCAUGCAUGUGUGAACUGCCUUCAAGGAUAUUUUUAUACCAUCUUUCAUAUUUAACCACAGUCUCAAGGAAGAUUUUAAAAAAUGUCGUUCUUACAAGCUUGGGGCCACACAUAAUGAAAAAAUGCCACCAUGGGAGAAUGCAAGUAAAAAGUUUCAGACUUUUGUUUCCUGUACAAAGAUGUUAUAAAUUCAUCCAGGGAGGAGGCAUUGCCCUGAAAUUGAAUAGUGCAUCUGAUUUAGCAAGAUUGGUUUAAAGAGACUGCAGGGCACUGAACACUUUUGCAGGGAAAGUAUAGAUACAGGUGAUGAUCCCUGAUUGUGUAAAUGAAAGUGCUUCUUCCUUUUACUUCCACGGAAUUGGUCAUGUACACUGUAGGGUGACACCCUGGAUCGUCCCCCACACAGAGGAAGGAUUCAUUCUACUUCAGCUAUCCCUGAAAAAUGAUUAUCUUGCCAGACAAAUCCAGUUAAAGAUUGGCCCCCACAUCAUACAACAUCUAGAGGCAUAAAAGAGCAAAGCCUGACACACUGUACAGAUGGUUCAUUUUUACAGGAGAUUGCACUCUUGGAACGCUGCAAUGGAAGUGAGUUUUCACAAAAGCUAUUAAACAAUGUGAAUGAAGCUGUAGUGAGGGAAGUAAACUUAACAUUUAUGAGUGGUAUAAGUUUUGUAAUAAUAUUUCGCCUGUGCCUGAUAAUUGCCUUUUUUCCAAAUGCUAACAGGGUUGACUGGAGGUAGCUGAUCUCAGGAUAACCUGCCAGUUAAACCAAUGUACUGCCAGCUGGUUAACACUUACUGAAACCCACAAUAUAUUGGCAGCUCUAAGAUGAUCUCUCAGGUGCUAGGAGUCAAGCAACAAUGGGCAAAUACACCUAGGUUGUGCUUGGCAGUUGUGUAAAUCCAUGGGGUGGUUGAUGGACAUCAAUCAAUUUCUGGCCAGUGACAUUGUUGGUCGUACAAUUGCUUCACUGGAAUUUGAAAUGUUUAAUGAUGUGCAAUUGUGCCAUAAGUAGUGUUGGCACCUGACCAUUCUGUGAUGCCCCACUGUAUAUUUUCAGAGAGGCAAACAUCUCUAGUGCAAACACUUGCUUUAAUGUUGUGUGAUAAGCCAUCCCAGCGGUUAGAUAACAAAAAGAACUUGGGGUGGGGGGAGCUAAAUAUGCCCAACAUUAUAAAACCCAUUGUUCAAGAUACUGACUUGUAGCUCCCCAGCCUUUCCCUCCCCCCUCCCCCCUUACUAAUGCAGCAAGGAAAAUGGGCAGUAUUUUGGGAGGGGAAUUGGGGGCUAAAGGGCAGGAAGGGCACAGUAUGACUGAUUAAACCAAAUGGAUAUGUGAUGCUCAUUGUUAUAAUUCACUGAUUUAAUGAAAAUUUAAUAGCCAUUGAUAAUGAAACUCACUUAGGACUUAAGCUUGCACAGUGAAACAGCUUUAUUGUCUGAAACUCUCCCUCCCGCAAAUUCACUUUCAGUUAAAUAGAAAUAGUAAGAUGCCUUUAUUAAAUUGCCCCCCCCCCAGUCAGCAUUAAGUGUCCUUCAUAUAUAGCAUGGUAGUGUUAAGAGUUUCCUGGAAUUUUAAUUAAUGUGAUUUGAAUAUUAAAAGCAAGCUCCCUUCCAGUGGAUUUUGAUUAGUUUUGAACUGUCAACUUCUGGAAUGCACUCAUGGUGCACAUUAAACUGAACAGCACAAUAGAAGGAUAGGAAAGGUCCCUGCCACACUCCAAUCUUUCGGCGCUGCAGAAGUAUUGCUGUUCUGUAAUCAGCAGGAAGCAAUCCAUUUGCUGCGCUGUCACAAUACACUAUAUUACAAAUCUUCAAAGCCCACCCCCAUUACAAAGUGGGCGUUGUGUUACUGCAAUCCCAAAUCAAGGUUUCAACAGUUUUCUCUCUCUCAUAUAUUUGCUGUUGGUGCACUUUCACUACAGUUCAUUUUUGCUUCAGACUUCCCCUCCCCUACCUGUUAAAACCAUUAUGAAAAGACUAGCUUUUCAAAAGUUGUGGUAGGAAAAAACUGCAUUGCAAGGCAUGUAGCAGUGAAACAGCAGUCAGCCAGUAGGUUAGAAUACUGUCAGUCGGCUAUUGGGUCUGUUUCCUUACCAUGCUCCUUUAUACAUCACUUGGGCAGACACCCCAGCUUUAACUCAACUGGCACAGCUUUCCUUUGGGCUGCCUCUUCCUGCCUUGAACCGCAGCCUAACUGCUCAUGGUGUUCGCUGGAAAUGUUGGAGACUAAAGUUUGGGUCAGUCUGGGCUCCCUGCAGUCCAGCACCAUUGUUCUCUCAUCUUUGGCAACGUGCCCUAACAACACCAUAAUAACAUGUGAACAACCAUCUUGCAACCCAUGCACAUCAAGUAAUAUGGAACAUUAUUCCUUAUUGCAAUAGUUAACUGUGGCUACAUUCAAACUCCUGGGUGUGCCUCACUUGCUCAACAGGUGAUUUAGGCUGCAAGCAUAUAGCCACUUAGCACAACUGAACUUGGUGGGACUACCGAGGAGGCAUUAAUAGAAUAGUGCCAGACUUCCACAACCUGGAGCAUGUUGUGUGACUACAACUCCCCUGAUCUUUGGCCAUGCUGACUGGGACUGAUGGAAGGUGUAGUCCGUUGAUGACUGAAGGGCAGCAGGUUGCGGGAAGCUGGGCUAUACUGUUAAUAGUCUACAGUCAAAUCUGCAAAAGAGAUUGACACCACCACCACCCCAGCCCACAGAAGCAAAGCUGAUUAAAAAUAUCGGCAAAUUCUAUGCAAAUUAUCCAUGGCUUCUCAAGAGGAAGCACUACUGUGGAAUUGCAUAGUGCUGGAGAUGGGUUCUUCAGGGACAAACAGGAUUUAUUUCUUCAUUUUCUAUUUGGCACUCUCGCGCUGAAUGUGGAUGUGUUUCCAGUGCAGGAUCAUUGAUGGGUAAAUGCUAUACAUAAUUUAUAGAUUAUUUGCAACAAAAGUCUCAACUGCGGGCAGGUUCCCUACUGUGCAAGGGUUACUGCUGCGCCUUUAUCCUGAAAUUGGCUCUCAGGCUCAUGCAGUUUAUUUAUUAUGAGUGGUUUAUUAAAUGCCUGUAAUUGGCCAGACAACUCAGCACAUGCAUUUACAAAUGCACUUAAUUUAAAAUGUUUCCUGAAUGUGUGAGGCCUUUUGUGGAGAUCUGAGCAGAGUCUAUACAGUCAAUAAUGUGGUGGUUCUAGUCUAGUGAAUAAUGUGUUGAAAUAAUGUAUUAAUGCAAGCUUUUGCUGCUAUAAAUGUGUUAACCCUUAGGAACCACAGUUAGGAAGCCGCAGAGUGACUCCCAAUGGCUGUUCUGGAAGCAAUUAAUGUGAGAUGUUAUGCAAAUUUUGUACCUUGCGUUUGUUAUCCGUUUUUAUUCUUAAGAAAUUACAGUACCUCAUUCUCCUAUGUUUUUGUUUUUUUCUGUAUGCAUGACAUCUAGGAUAUAUAGAGCUCCCCCCUACCUGGGCCACUUGCAAAUUGUUGAGAGUCUUGGCAGCCCAUGUAACUAUUUUUCUUCCUGUUUGGCAAUUGUAAUACUUGAGGUUGUCCCCUAUCUUGCUCCCAGCCAUGGCUCUAUUCUUCUGAUGAAGGCAGAGCCUCCUCCUGCCAUUACUUCUAGUCUCUCCUUCUGGGCAGACUGCUGAAUUUUAUUCUCCACACACUGCUGCUGCUGCUGCCCCCUGCCACCCCCUCCUGCCCCUCAGCUGUGGCCAGGUACCCUUGUUGCUAUGGCCUGCCCCAUGCCCUACCCACCACUGCCCUUGUGCGGGGCUUACCUGGGCCACCUCCAGGUGGCAGCACGGCUGUGGCGGUAGAGGAGCAGGAGGAGGCAGCAAGCACCUGGUAGGGAUGAGUGCCUGGUGGCAGCGAGCAGCAUGUGCACAAUGCUGCCACUCACAGGAUCCUGCCGCCCUGAGGCAACUCGCCUCGUCACCUUAUGGGUGGGCUGGCUCUAAUUUUAACUAUUGACAUAGGUUUCAUUAAGGGUGGAGAUUUUAUUGGGUAGUCCUUCUGGAGACCUGAGAGAUUUGCCAUUCUAUUCUAUUCCUCCCUUUUAUUAUUAUUAUUGAAGAGAUCAUACUGCUGUGGGUUUCUCUGGAAGAAAGAAAAAUCUUUCCCAGGCAUCCUGCUCCCCGGUUUAAGAUGUGGGUGGAAUUUGGAUGUUGUUGUAUACACUUUUACUGUGCUCUGUGUACUUAAUGAGCUCUGCAAUUAAUUACAGUAAUAAGAUUAUUGGUAAGAAGUGGCAGAUUUAGAGAAGGAUGAUUAGAUAAUUAGAGAUAAAUUGCUGUUUGUGGGACCUUAUUGAAUAUGUUCUGCAGAUUGUCUGGCUUUGAAGAGAUAAUUGAGUCGCUGAUUAAUGAGGGCUUUGGCAGCAGCCCCGACUACAGCUCUUCUCACCUGGGUGAGACCGUGACUGUCACCAUGGCAAAGAAGUGCAACCUGGGGGAUGUGGAAUAACUUUACUUUCAAACUGUAAUGGUGGAAGAGCUAGAUAAGGAAGCUGGAAUAGCUUGUCUAUGUUUCAGGAUAAAUUAAAUGAUGGGACAUUUUUGUUUUUACUGCCCUAUUUCAGCAGGCUUAAAAUGUAUUUUUGCUCAAAAGAAUGUCUUUCCAUAGCAACGGCGUCUACUGAGGAAUUCUGUGUGAGGGAGUUUCCUUCUGCACACAGUUCAGUUCAUGUGGGCACUGGGUAGGUCCAUGGGACCUGAGCAUUGCCCUGGGUGAAUUGAGACUGUAUCUUCAAACACAUCAUAUACUUCUGCACACAGCAGGGGAAAACUGGUACUGGUGGAUGUGUGAUAUCAUUUGGGGCAGCUUGUCCGCUAUUCCCAAUUGUCUCAUUCCUUCAGAAAACUCGAGCCUGCUUCUCCUCUUGCUGCAAACUUUUUAUAAUAAUGCUACAAAAGACUGAAAUGUACGCACUUUACUUAACACGAUGCAGACCACAAUGAUAGCUGACUUACUGUUGCCUUACCUUCCAGGUCCAUUGGCGCUUUCCUGAAUACCUCAUCCUCUCAUGAAAACCUUUGGUCUCUGCUAUCUUUACAUGCCCCCCCCCCCCUAAAGAAAACAUGACUCUCAGUUUGAUCUAAUAAAGCCUUGAUCUGGCCCACGACUAUCCUCUCAAGGACCUUGCCCAAGAAAGGGAAACUGGUGACUGGUCAGUAGUUACGUAAAUUUUCUGUAUCCAGGGAGGGCUUCUUAAGGAGUGGUCUUGCACUGCCUCCCUUAAGCAACCAGGGAGCACCCCUAUCGCAAGGAGGCAUUAAGCACCUUGUCCACACCCUCAAGCCUUGCUAACUGAAACUCAUCAAACACAACAGGACUAGACAGUGUUCUGGAUACCUUUUGAGAUUCAACUGCUGUAGCAGGGCAGCCAGGGCAGGGUCCUGGCAGAUGCAAGCAAUUUUAUCCUAAAAAUACUUUGCAAACAAGUUACAAUGAGUCACCAGCAGUUUUACCUCCCCCUGUAAAAGGCCAGGGUCGGCCCUACGUGUAGGCUGGGUGACGCAGGGCACCAUGGCGCCGGCCCACCAGGAGGGCGCUGCGAGCUGCG
Molecule: messenger RNA, 19718 nt
Organism: Zootoca vivipara (common lizard)
Lineage: Eukaryota; Metazoa; Chordata; Lepidosauria; Squamata; Lacertidae
Gene: DNAH9
Product: dynein axonemal heavy chain 9
Biological process (GO): microtubule-based movement
Cellular component (GO): dynein complex
Molecular function (GO): dynein intermediate chain binding; minus-end-directed microtubule motor activity; dynein light intermediate chain binding
Source: RefSeq, a predicted model, not a curated record